This is a messenger RNA of Ochotona princeps (American pika), 2466 nucleotides long. RefSeq names its product spindlin 1 (gene SPIN1). Gene Ontology annotation, cellular component: nucleoplasm; cytosol. Gene Ontology annotation, biological process: gamete generation; regulation of DNA-templated transcription. Bases 522 to 1310 code for a protein of 262 amino acids. The record is from RefSeq and is a predicted model, not a curated record. Lineage: Eukaryota; Metazoa; Chordata; Mammalia; Lagomorpha; Ochotonidae. The transcript has 6 exons.
UGGCGGCGCUGCCCGGCGCGGCCCCUCGGCGCGCGCUUUGUUCGGAGCCGGGCGGGGGUGGCCGGCGCGGGCGGGGAAGGGGUCCGUGCACGCGGGCGAGGGAGGUUGCGUAAUCCCGGCGAGGGGCGGCGAGGACCCCCGAGGACCCCCCGCCUGCCCCUCCCUGGGGCGGGUGCCCCCGGGGUGCUGCCCCAGCAGCGGGGCGCGCGGGGCGCGCGGGGCGCCCCACCUCCGGUGACCUUGGGCGCGCCCGGCUGCUGGCGCUGCCACGGCUCGGGGGGCUGCGGACCCGGCCCCCCUCGGGUGGUGUCGUGACCGACGGUGCGCCCUCGGCGUUGCAGAGGGUGGUGGUGAGGAACGUCAGUGCUUGUGAUUUCAUGGAGUUUUGUUGAACUUGCAAAGGAAACAUUUGGAUAGUGGAUUAAUGAGAAAACUGAAAUUCUUUUUGGAAGUUUCAAAUUGGAGAAUAUUGAAUUUUCACCCUAGUCCGGCAGCUCUGCUGCUCACUUAAAUGCAGAUGAAUGAAGACCCCAUUCGGAAAGACACCUGGCCAGCGGUCCAGAGCUGAUGCAGGCCAUGCUGGAGUGUCUGCAAACAUGAUGAAGAAGCGGACGUCCCACAAAAAACACCGGAGCAGCGUGGGGCCCAGCAAACCUGUUUCCCAGCCCCGUCGGAACAUCGUAGGAUGCAGGAUUCAGCAUGGGUGGAAAGAAGGCAAUGGCCCUGUCACCCAGUGGAAGGGAACUGUGCUGGACCAGGUGCCCGUGAAUCCUUCUUUGUAUCUUAUAAAAUACGAUGGAUUUGACUGUGUUUAUGGACUAGAGCUUAAUAAAGAUGAGAGAGUUUCUGCACUCGAAGUCCUCCCCGAUAGAGUUGCCACCUCUCGAAUCAGUGACGCACACUUAGCAGACACGAUGAUAGGCAAAGCGGUGGAGCACAUGUUUGAGACCGAGGACGGCUCUAAGGAUGAGUGGAGGGGGAUGGUCCUAGCGCGGGCACCAGUCAUGAACACGUGGUUUUACAUCACCUAUGAGAAAGACCCUGUCUUGUACAUGUACCAGCUCCUGGACGAUUACAAAGAAGGCGACCUUCGCAUCAUGCCUGAUUCCAAUGAUUCCCCGCCAGCGGAACGGGAACCAGGAGAAGUUGUGGACAGCCUGGUAGGCAAACAAGUGGAAUAUGCCAAAGAAGAUGGCUCCAAAAGGACUGGCAUGGUCAUUCACCAAGUAGAGGCCAAACCAUCCGUCUAUUUCAUCAAGUUUGAUGAUGAUUUCCAUAUUUAUGUCUACGAUUUGGUGAAAACAUCCUAGAUGUCAUCAUGAACUCUGCCAAAUUUGUGGAACUAUUAAAUGUAUAAUUUGUAGACAUAAAGACUUGAUUGCUUUCCAGUUUAAUGAAAGCUUAAAUGUCCCUGCGAACCCACAAUCUCUGCCAGCAGAACUGGUUUUGUUCUGAAUAGUACAGAUUGAUGUGAAGACCAAGUUUUUGUGUAAGGAAAACUCCUCCCUCUUAGAAGAAAUCCGUGUGGAGGGGAGUUACAGGCAAGUUUGGUGAAAGUUAAGCUAGCAUCAUAGUCAUUUAAACCCGUACUUGAUCUCAGCCAUUUCCUCUUUAAUGCUCUUUUUCUGCUGCCACAAUGCAAGUAUAGUUUGGUAUUUUUGUUAUUGCCUUUUUUGAGAUAUAUGUAUCUAUAUCUACUUGUCUAUACCUUACAUCUGUGUGCAUACGUAUAUAAUAUAUAUACACACACAGAGAUACAAGUGUACACACACACCAUUGGCAGUCCUUUCUCUGUGGAUUGGGAUGGGGGUGAUACAGUUUUCUCCAGUUUAACAGGAGUGCUUAACCCAAGUCAGUCAUAUUUAUGAUAUUACCGUUCUUUAUUUAAAAUUAAAUUUGGGCACAGGAAGCACAUGAGAAGAUGCAGCUUAUUUUGAAGGAAGUUCAGAGCGCCUUUUCCAUCUGGAGAUUUGAAGCAGUUACGUCCAAAGGAGCUCUGUGUGAACAGUUAGUGACCCACCUUAGAAUUCACAAACUGCUGAGAAAGCUGGGUAAAAGGCUGCCUUUAGUUGUAAACCUUAUACAUUUUUGUUUACAUUUUAAUCAUAAGUACUCUUCAUUGGGAAAGCCCAGGUCCUUGGUCCACAUAGUAGAAUUAUAACGCAGGUGUGUUUCGGACAGCACAUGUGGUAUGUUAUUUGUAUAAAUAAGAAAUUUGGGAUUUAGGUCAUGGAUUGGAAAGGCAACAUCCAUCAGUGGCUUGUGUGUAUGUGUUAAGUUUAUGGGAGAACACAGUACUUUUAUAUUGGAAAUGUAAGUUUUUAAAAUGGCUUUGCCUUGUAACAAGUUCUGGGACUUUUUAAUUUUUGUCACUAUUAUUGCUGAUAUUACUAUGGUCAGAGGUCUCCCCCCCACCCCCCAGUUUUCCUCACAAAGAAUGAUGGACAAAUAACAGCUUACUCUCAA